CUCAAGGAUGUGGAGGUAUUGGAUCUCUCCAUGAACCAUUUGUCUCAAAACGGCUGGCGCCUUCCCAGCAAUUUAGAUUGUACUCAUAAAUUGUACUUUUCAGUUUUAGUACCCCUGGCGCCUUCUAAACCACCCCAUUCAUCCCCUUACUUGUAGUAAUCUGUGUUGGAAAACCCAGCCAUCCGCUGCAAUUCGAUUGAUUGAUAGAGCAGCGUGAGAAUUGAAGGGAUUGAAUGCAAGGCUAUGCAUCUUCGAAUUCGACCCAUUCGUUUUUCAAGGAUGUAGUCAAUUGGAGAAUCAAGUGAGGUUUUGUGAAUUGCGCUUUGCUGCCUAAGCUAGAAAACAUGGAAUUAAUAUUCAAAGGCAACUAUACAUAAUAUGAGAGCAAGGACUACUUGCUCAGGUUGCUGGGGUGGGAAGGAGAAGAGGAGAGAUUCAAGAUUGUGGUGGACUUUGGGGGAGGGUUUAGGUUUGUUUCCGGAGAGGUGGAUUCGAAAAUUUUGAUCGAGUUUGGGGGAUAGCUUUCAGCCCAGUACUCACUGCCCAUCUUUUCUUCUGCUAUUUCCAAUCAAAACCCGUUUCAGAGAGAGUCGAGCAGACAAGUAAUAUAACAGUGUUUGCAUCUGCUAGGGAUUUCAACAAACAGGAACAGUAGUUAACCGUACUGCUUUGGUUUCUAAUUUUUGGAGCCAGUUCAUUCAGGUGUUGAAACACGGGAACAAUAUACAUUGCUCAACUUUGCAGCUUGCUUCUACCAUUGGGGUAGGAAAAAGAAGAGGAAAGAUUGCUGCUAGAAUUUUGAUCAAGUUUGCGAGAAAGCUUUCAAUAGAAGAAGAGAUUUUGAUUGCAGAUCAUCGGGGUGGGAAGAAGAAGAAGAGAGGUCCAAGAUUUUGGUCGACUUUCGGAGCAAGGUUUGGGUUUGUUUCGGAAGAGGUUGCUGCUAGAAUUUUGAUCGAGUUUGAGAGGAAGCUUUCAAUAGAUAAGGCCUUGUAUUGCCUCCGCCCGUAGCAUCAACUCUUUUCUGCAAUCAGCUAAACAGUUCCACUAUCAAAAAAUCAUCUCCAACAGCAAUGGGGAACCCAGAUACAUGGCGUUGCCAGAAUUGCGGCAAUGUGGGGCUGGAAGAUGGCGAUGAUGGCUUCUUCUAUUGCACCCAGUGCAACUCACAAGCCGAGGACUUCAUGGACACCGGCGUGGCGGAUGAGGACUUCCUCGACCAGACUGGCAACCCAUUUGGAGGCCUCUACUCUGCUCGUCACACCCGUCGCAUUAACAGCUCUGUUGUCAAACCAGAGCCCCUCUCUGAACCCUUAGACGACUUGUCACCUCAUUAUCAGCUGUUUAGUCAAAGCCAAGCCAAAACAAAAGAUCAGGAUCCUGUAGGGCUCGAGGAUUUUUCAUUUGAUGGGACAAAGAAUGAGGACUAUUACGGAUGGAUUAGGCUUAGGUAUGUGAUGGGAUUGCAACGGAUGAUUGAGCUCCAAUGUGAGUCUUUGGUCACGGAGUUAAAGGUAAAUCCCUUGAUAUGUGGUUUGGCUGGGACCAUUUGGCUCCGCUUCUUGGCUGGGACUCAGGUUUUCAAUGAUGAUUGUGCUGACCAGAUCUUUGACUUCAAUGAGUCUGAGAUCCGCCAACAAGGAGAACCACCUGAAAAAUUGAAGAUGCUUUCUAGAAGCCAUGCACAACAUCAUGCAAAGUAUGACCCUCAAGCAGUGAAGGCGUGGUUUAGGUCCUUGAAGAAGAUUAUACCACUAUCUUAUACUCUAGCUGUUUCUUUUCUGGCUUGUCAUCUUGCCAGGGAAGCAGUACUGCCAACCGACAUGGUAAAAUGGUCCCGAGAAGGUAAGCUCCCAUAUUUUGCUGCUUUUCUUCAAAUUGAAAAUGAUCUGAAACAGUUUGGACAGCCUUCACGUGCCUGCCCAAUAAGUUCAAGCUUGAUGUUUAGGCCUUCUGAAUCAGUUCCAGUGCAGAAGCUAGAAUCACUAGCAGCAUCUGUUGCUGGGUCCAUAGGCUUGGACUUACCUCCGGUCAAUUUCUAUGCUAUCGCUUCCCGCUUUCUAGAUAAGUUAUCUCUUCCAGUCGAAAAGAUUCUCCCUCAUGCGUGCCGCAUAUAUGAGUGGUCAAUGCCUCCAGAGUUAUGGUUAUCUACAAAUGAGUUGAGGCUUCCAACUCGUGUUUGUGUGAUGUCAAUACUGAUUGUAGCUGUGAGAAUUCUUUAUAAUAUUCAUGGUUUUGGAGAAUGGGAAAGAAGUUUGUCCAGUCGUCAUGCUUCAUCUUCCACUUCUAACAAUUGUGGAGAUGAGGACCCCAGAUCCAGUUGCGAAAUGAAGGAUGAUGCUGAUAAGGAUUCAGAUGCUCUGCCUCACAGUAAAGAUGAUUCGGAUACAAACUUUGUUAGAAACUUAUCGCGUGCACAUAACUCUAAGUUGGAUACUGCAGAACUUUUGGCCAAUCUUGAAGCAAGAUAUAAUGAAAUUGCUGAUGACUAUGAAUAUUGCAAGGACUUGCCAACAUAUCUCCAGUUCUGCAAGGAUACAGUCUUUGCUAGAUCAGAACCAUCGCGUAAGGAUGCCAAGGAAGAAAAGUUAAUUGAAUCUUUAUGGAACUUCUAUCAAAGUGGAAAGGAUUCUGAUACAGCAGUGGAACAAGUAUUGCAUUGUGGUAGAACUGAUGACCAGAAAAGACCGAGGUAUAAUGAAGAAUGCACUAGUAGUAGUCCAUCUAGAGAAAAGAAGCUUAGGACGCCAUCCUCCGAUGACGAAACUUCUCUCGCAGAUGACCGUAAGAGGGGCCAAAAUGGUGCUCAUUUUGGUCAGAACUCAGAAGUGAAUGACCAAGAGUUAGCUGAGACUUUCAAAGAUGAAGCCAUUAAUAGAAUGAAAUUAGACAUGGAGGAGAAGAGGUUCUGUUAUAUUCCACCAAGGGUGAACCUCAAAAGAUUUGAUUACCUUCACUAUGUGAGGAAGCAGGAUGAAGGUGCCUACACUUACGUUGCACAUGCUGACUACUACAUACUGCUUCGUGCUUGCUCUAGAGUUGCCCAAGUCGAAACUCGGUGUAUGCACAUUGGGGUGUUGAGCUUUGAGAGGAGACUGGCUUGGUUGGAGAAGAGAAUCGACCACUGCUUGCACUUGACCCCUCCUAUUGUAUCAUGUGAUUAUUGUACUGACAUGGUUCCUGAGAACACUACUGAUACAGAAACUAUUGUUGAGGAAUCGAUUGGACUUUCAAAUUUGAAUAUAUGAGUUUAUUUAUUU
This is a messenger RNA of Rosa rugosa (rugosa rose), 3257 nucleotides long. RefSeq names its product TATA box-binding protein-associated factor RNA polymerase I subunit B-like. The record is from RefSeq and is a predicted model, not a curated record. Lineage: Eukaryota; Viridiplantae; Streptophyta; Magnoliopsida; Rosales; Rosaceae. The coding region runs from base 1071 to 3245 and encodes 724 amino acids. Gene Ontology annotation, biological process: nucleolar large rRNA transcription by RNA polymerase I; RNA polymerase I preinitiation complex assembly. The transcript has 11 exons. Gene Ontology annotation, molecular function: RNA polymerase I core promoter sequence-specific DNA binding. Gene Ontology annotation, cellular component: RNA polymerase transcription factor SL1 complex; RNA polymerase I core factor complex.